This is a messenger RNA of Colletotrichum destructivum, 2189 nucleotides long. RefSeq names its product Putative FMN-dependent dehydrogenase, cytochrome b5-like heme/steroid binding protein. Gene Ontology annotation, molecular function: L-lactate dehydrogenase (cytochrome) activity; heme binding. The transcript has 4 exons. Bases 503 to 1996 code for a protein of 497 amino acids. NCBI's taxonomy places the organism in Eukaryota, Fungi, Ascomycota, Sordariomycetes, Glomerellales, Glomerellaceae. Gene Ontology annotation, biological process: lactate metabolic process. The record is from RefSeq and is a predicted model, not a curated record.
GCGAGUUGAUGACCUUUAAUGGGUUUCGCCCCCUGGCUACCCAUCUCCAACCCCCAAUCCCGCCCCUCGAGACGAUGCCUUCCCCAACGUUUCCAGCAUAGGUUAGGGGAGAGACACACGCCGAGAGUUUUUUUUAGUUUUUUUUCCUCUUCUUUUUCAUUUUUGGGGGACCGAUUCUCGGACUAACUAGCGAGACGACACCUACUUACUUCUUGAGUUAGCCUUUCGAGUUGCGACUUUUCUCCCAUCUAGUUCCACACUUCAAGCCCGUAGACCUGUGUCGUGCUUUAGGCGUGCUAUUCCCGGCCGGUCUGCUUUGAAAUACCUUGUAUCCGAACAGAGGACGGGCCGCCCAUAAAACUACCUACGCUACCCCGUGGAGAACAGAUCUGCCAAUUGUCGGCAUCUACCCCGGAUUCCCCUACACUCCUCUUCGACAACCUCCAACCUCACGUCUUCCGUUCGUCCGGAACACCGAAAACCACAGUCCACAGCAGGCAAAAUGGGCUUGAAGGGCGACGAUAUCGCGAAGCACAACAGUGCCGACUCUUGCUGGGUCAUCGUCCACGGCAAAGCAUAUGAUGUGACGGACUUUCUGCCGGAGCACCCCGGCGGCUCCAAGAUCAUCCUCAAGUAUGCCGGCAAAGAUGCGACGGAAGAAUUCGACCCCAUUCACCCGCCCGACACCCUCGACAAGUACCUCGACCAGUCCAAGCACCUGGGCCCCGUUGACAUGGCCUCCGUGGUGGUAGAGACGAAGGACGAGGACCCGGAAGAGCUGGAGCGGCUAGAGAGGGUCGAGCAGAAGCCGCUGCUGUCCCAAUGCUACAACUUGAUGGACUUUGAGGCUGUCGCCCGCAGAAUCAUGAAGAAGACGGCCUGGGGAUACUACUCGAGUGCCGCAGACGACGAGAUCACGCUGCGCGAAAACCACGGUGCCUUCCACAGAAUUUGGUUCCGCCCGCAGAUCCUCGUCGACGUCGAAAAGGUUGACUUCACCACCACCAUGCUCGGCGCAAAGGUCGAUAUGCCCUUCUAUGUCACAGCCACGGCCCUCGGCAAGCUGGGCCACCCCGAGGGCGAGGUCCUGCUCACACGCGCCGCCCGCAAGCACAACGUCAUCCAGAUGAUCCCGACCCUGGCCUCGUGCUCCUUUGACGAGCUCAUGGACGCGGCCGAGGGCGACCAGGUCCAAUGGCUGCAGCUGUACGUCAACAAGGACCGCGAGAUCACCAAGAAGAUUGUGCAGUACGCCGAGAAGCGCGGGUGCAAGGGCCUCUUCAUCACCGUCGACGCGCCGCAGCUGGGCCGUCGCGAGAAGGACAUGCGCUCCAAAUUCACCGACCCCGGCGCCAACGUGCAGUCGGGCCAGGCGACGGACCAGAGCCAGGGUGCCGCGCGCGCCAUCUCGUCCUUCAUCGACCCCGCGCUGUCGUGGAAGGACAUACCCUGGUUCCAGUCCAUCACCAACAUGCCCAUCAUCCUCAAGGGCGUACAGCGCGUCGAGGACGUCAUCAAGGCUAUCGAGGCCGGCGUCCAGGGCGUCGUGCUAUCCAACCACGGGGGCCGCCAGCUCGACUUUGCGCGGUCCGGCAUCGAGGUCCUGGCCGAGACGAUGCCCGUGCUGCGCCGCAUGGGCCUGGAGAACGCCAUUGAGAUCUACAUCGACGGAGGUGUGCGCCGUGCCACCGACAUCAUCAAGGCCCUGUGCCUCGGUGCCAAGGGGGUUGGUAUCGGCAGGCCGUUCCUGUACGCCAUGUCCGGCUACGGCUUCGACGGUGUCGACCGCGCGAUGCAAUUGCUCCGCGACGAGAUGGAGAUGAACAUGCGCCUCAUCGGCUGCACGAGCAUCGAUCAGCUCAACCCAUCCCUCGUCGAUACCCGGAGCCUCUUCAACCACGGCUCGACGCCGGCAGACAACCUGGGUCUGGCCGUGUAUGACCCGCUGGCCACACCGGUGCAAAGGCCCAAGGCGCCCAAAUCUUCCAAGCUGUAAACCGGCUUUCGGUGAGGCUGGCGUGCAUGUAUGGUGAACAAACGUAGAGGUUCUUGGGAGUAGCCACAUACCUUUUUUUUUCUUUUCAAAGGGGGAAAGCAAGCAUGAAAUAUUACGAGACUUGAUCUACGCAUCAGAUGUAUGAUACAAUACACUACGAACAUGGCAAUAUACUCUGCAGGAUUGGAUGGUA